CCGGGGCGGCUGGCGGCGCGGGCGGGUGGCGACGGCAGGCUGGGGGCGGCGACGGCAAGGGGCCGCGCGCGGAGGGCGCCGGGCGCAGCAUGGGCGGCCCGCGGGCCUGGGCGCUGCUCUGCCUCGCGCUCCUGCUCCCCGGAGGCAGCGCCGCGUGGAGCGUCGGGGGAGCCCAGUUCUCCGGGCACAGGAACUGGUGCUCAUACGUGGUGACCCGCACCAUCUCAUGCCACGUGCAGAAUGGCACCUACCUUCAGCGGGUGCUGCAGAAUUGCCCCUGGCCCAUGAGCUGCCCGGGGAACAGCUACAGAACCGUGGUGAGACCCACGUACAAGGUGAUGUACAAGACGGUGACCGCCCGCGAGUGGAGGUGCUGCCCGGGGCACUCGGGGCCGAGCUGCGAGGAAGUUGCAGGCUCCUCUGGCUUCGUGGAGCCUGGGUGGUCGGGAAACACCCUGCGGCGGAUGGCGCUACGGCCCACAGCCUUCUCAGGUUGCCUCAACUGCAGCAAAGUGUUGGAGCUGACGGAGCGGCUGAAGGUGCUGGAGGCCAAGGUGGCAGUGCUGACUGUGACCGAGCAGGCAAUGUCGCCGACUCGAGCUGCCCCUGAGGACCCCGCCCCGCUCUGGGGCUCUCCAGCUGCCCAGGGCAGCCCCGGGGAUGGAGGCCUCCGAGGGCUACCUGGAGCCAGAGAAAACACGAGGGCCCCGCUGCUCCCUCGAGAUGAUGGAGUUGGUACCCGGGGGCUUCCUGGGCCCACUGGCCCCAAGGGAGACACCGGCAGCCGUGGCCCAAUGGGGAUGAGAGGCCCACCAGGUCCGCAGGGCCCCCCAGGGAGCCCUGGCCAGGCUGGAGCCAUCGGCACCCCUGGAGAGAGGGGACCUCCGGGCCCACCAGGGCCUCCAGGCCCCCCUGGCCCCCCAGCCCCUGUUGGACCACCCCACGCCCGGAUCUCCCAGCAUGGGGACCCAUUUCUGUCCAACACCUUCACUGAGACCAGCAGCCACUGGCCCCAGGGACUAGUUGGACCCCCAGGCCCCCCAGGGCCCAUGGGUCCCCCUGGACCUCCUGGUCCCAUGGGCAUCCCUGGGAGUCCUGGACAUAUGGGACCCCCAGGCCCCACUGGACCCAGAGGAGCCUCUGGCCACCCAGGAGAGAAAGGCGAAAGAGGACUGCGGGGGGAACCUGGCCCCCAAGGCUCCACGGGGCAGCGGGGAGAACCUGGCCCCAAAGGAGACCCUGGUGAGAAGAGCCACUGGGCUCCUAGCUUACAGAGCUUCCUGCAGCAGCAGGCUCAGCUGGAGCUCCUGGCUAGACGGGUCACCUUGCUGGAAGCCAUCAUCUGGCCAGAAACAUCAGUGACCAUCUCCCAGACCUCCUUCCCUCUCACAGAGGAGAGACCAAGGACCAACUCCCAGGCUCUCAGCACCUUUUCAGGUGUCCUCCAUCUCCUCUCAGGAGGAUUGGGGCAGGAGCCAGAAGGAACACAUUCAGGGCCCUGUGGCCUUGGAUCUGUACCCUGCCCCGCUUCAGCCAACUGCCUCCGCAGCCCAGGAAGGAAGUGCUGGUCACCAGGGAAGGCCCACGCCCUCUCUCUCAGGUGGCCAUGAACCUGGGAGAGUGGCCCCAAGAGCCUGCUUGGGGUGUGGGCCUGGAAUGAAGAUGCAGAGAAGAUGGAAGCCUCCCAUUGGCCCAUAGUACACAGCAGGUGCUAACUAAAGCCCCAGAUGGGGCUCAUGUUUAGGUUAUAAUCAAUAAUGAUAAUAGUAACAGCUGUCACACAUCUGGCCCACCCAGGUUGGGGGAUUUACACUGAUCACCUCUGGUCUUUUCAACAAGCUUGCUAGGUGGGCACCCAUUUUACAGAUGAAGAAACAGGUUCAGAGGGCUUACAUACAUGACUCCCUCAGGGUCAGAGGGAUAGUGGCAGUAAGGCCAGGGGUCCACCCCAGGUCUGUCCUCUACAGCGCUGGCUCUUUUGGGUCCAUCAACAAAGGUUCACUGACACUCUGCUUGGCCAGGCCCUGAAUGGGGCCCGGGGAAAACCAAGGGUCCCGAAUUUGGUCAUGUCAGAAUGGCGUCUCAUGACCGACUCCCAGAGACCAGACUUGCAGGAGCCCUGGGUCAAAAGCACACCAGCCCAGUGACCAUAGUAAUCAGCAUUCACUCUGAAAACCAUGUUCCACUCCUGGUCUCCUUAAACACCGCAAGGCUGUGGCAACAGCAGUUCCAGGUGAGGCUCAGAGGUUCUGUGACUAGCCCAAGGCCACAUAACUGGGACACGGGGGGCUGGGAUUUGGUCCUAGCUGAUGUUGGAGCCCAAGCUCUGUGCCACCCUCCUCCUAUGCUCCCUGAGUUAGGGCAUGAAAUGUCCCUUGACUGUGACCGCACAUGCCUGUCUGUCCCAGGGACCCCAAAUCUCAGCCCAGAGGUGCAUGGAGGCUGGGGCACACAGGGGCAGGGAGCUGGACAGUGAUGAUUAUGAGGGUACAGCCCACUCCCCUGGCGGUGCCCUUAGUGGGAAGCCGGUACUUCCAAGUCCAAGUGUCUGUCCUGUGAACAGGGCUUUGGAGGCUCAGCCAAGUCCUCCAUCCUGGGGCGUUCCUCCCUGAGCAUCCCUCUCCCCCUGGAAAAGCAGCCCACCCUUCUCACCUGCCUGACCUGCUCAUUUAACUGUGAGAGGGACUGAGGUGAUAGUCACAGAAGGCUUUCCAGAGGAGGGAGGUCCUGCUCUGAGUUUUGAAGGAUGUGUAGGAGUUUCCCAGGUGGCCAGAAUGCCCAUUAUUCAGUUUAACUCUUGAGGGUCAGCUUAUUUCCAGGUUGGGGCAUAUCUCACGAUAGCCAAAUUAACAAUGACUUAAUAAUUAUUGGAGUUGGCUGGAACCUCAGAGUACAUCUGGCACUGUCCCCUGGUUUUAGAGAUGAGGCAACUGAGGCCCUGAAAGAAGUUUGACUUGCCCAAAGCCGCACAGUAGGUCAGUGGCAGAGCCUGGCCUGCCUAAACCCUUCCCCACUACAGGUGGCCUGACCUGAGGAGAGAGGAAGAGUGAGUCUGUUCCCUGGCCUUAGUUUACCCAGCUAUGAAAUGGGGAUGAUUGAGGGCAUACUUUCACCCUAAAAUGUGGAAAAGAAAAAAAGAGCUGUACUUUUUAUGGAGCAUUCAUUAUGUGCUGAGCAUUUCAGAAGCAUGGUCGUUCAUUAUCCCCACUUGACGGAAAAUCAAACAGGCCCUGAGUGCUCUCAUUGGGUUGGGGGCUAAUAACUCCUGGGGGAGACACUAACCAGCUUGCAGACCCCCUUCUUUCCCACAGCUCUGCCUCCGGACGCCAGGGCAAAGUGCCCCUGGCAGAGUGCCCGUCUCCCCACCCCCCAGAGGGCCAAGGGGAGGUGGGUGCCUCACACAGACCUCACUAACCCGGCCUCUCUCCUUCCCUCCAGCAGAACCAGAGGGGUCGGGGGCAGGCCCUGCCGGCCUGGGCACCC
Messenger RNA from Diceros bicornis minor, 3483 nucleotides. It is a transcript of the gene EMID1, whose product is annotated as EMI domain containing 1. Bases 90 to 1610 code for a protein of 506 amino acids. The transcript has 16 exons. Lineage: Eukaryota; Metazoa; Chordata; Mammalia; Perissodactyla; Rhinocerotidae. Gene Ontology annotation, molecular function: protein binding. The record is from RefSeq and is a predicted model, not a curated record.